Messenger RNA from Blastomyces dermatitidis ER-3, 417 nucleotides. RefSeq lists its product as uncharacterized. Lineage: Eukaryota; Fungi; Ascomycota; Eurotiomycetes; Onygenales; Ajellomycetaceae. The record is from RefSeq and is a predicted model, not a curated record. The transcript has a single exon. Bases 1 to 417 code for a protein of 138 amino acids.
AUGGGCCAGAUUGGGAAGGACGGUACAAGGGUGAGACUUGGCAUUGGUGUUUUGAAACAUCAAAGAUGGACAGGGUUUUCGCGGAGGUCGCUCCUCGGAUAUCUCCACAACUACAGGUCGGGGAUCUUCCAAAAUCGAGAAGAUUGGUGCAUAUGGCUAGGUCACUUCACCUUACAAUUUGUAUGGCACUCUGGCCCGGGGUUGUGGUGUGGUAGGGGAGAACGGGGGAUAAUCCCACACAGGAGCUUCGAACAACGUCCGGUUCACGUUUGGCUGGAUAACUCCACCACCACACGGGGUAUGCGGUCGGCGAUGGGGUCAAAAUGCUCGUAUGAUCGAGGGCUUUUCGAUGGAUCUAUCGGCGGGUUCUUAUUCGAAAAAUCGAGCGAGUUCGUGGUGGAGCGGUUGUUGUGUUAA